AUGCAUAAAUAUAAGAAAAACACACCGUUAAGUCAAUCGAUAAUCGAAAGCCGAGGGUCUCCAAUCGUUAAUAAAUCUUUACUGGACCUGGCAUUAGACUCUGCCUCAAAUAUGCCCCGGCUUUAUGACAGUAUUACAACUUCCCUGUUCGUGUACGCAAAAUUUUAUGCACUUGCAAUUGCAGCGCUGGCGCACUGCGCGCACGCGCGAGUGUCGUUUGGCGAGGUCAUGGAGAUGCAAAGCACUGAAAUAGGAGAGAGUACCGCCUUCAUCAACCCGAGCGGGCCGAUCUGCCUGCUGCGCGGGUUCGUGUACUCCGAGCAGGGCUACACACACAACAAGCGCUUCUUUGCUCCUGAAAUAGAAACCGACUACAAAGUGGAGCCCGUUGGAGAUGUUGAAAAAACAUGGAAGCACAAAUACACAAGAAAAGCGCAGAAGGACAAACCCUAUCUGUCUGCGAAGGGGCCCGCUCUGGGCUCCAAGCCUGCUGGCAAAAACUACUCAGUGGAGUACCACCGCGUGCUCAUCGAGAUGUUUCCGUCGACAGACGGGCACACUCUGUCGGUCGCUGUUGCCCGAGAGGACUCCUUCUUCCAGUUUCUGCAGGGGAUGCCCACCAAACAACACGCGCACUACGUGCUGGCCGCGCUCCUUCUGCUGAGCGAGGGCGUGGACGUGCCCAUUAAGGCCAAACAGAAAGAAAUAGCACUGGAUAUAGGCAGCAUAGCAUUUGAGACAAAGGCGAGCAAAAAGGCUGCACAGGUCAUAAACUUCUUCAAAGAGAACAAAGGCAAAGGAAAGCUGCCGGACACGCUAGAGGCCUUCAGCACCGGCGACUUUCUAAACACGCCGCAGUUCCUCAUCCAGGCGUACGUCUUUGAGUACAUCACGAGCAAGAGCGACGCCCUGGACUUCGCAGCGUGCAUGCACGCCAUCCUCACAAGCCUGCCAGAAGACAGCUGCAAAGACGUAUAUAGCACGUGCUUUGUGGAGAGCAAGGCAAAGGCUGAAGAAGACAAGGUUACGCGCCCGCUUGUGCAUAUUCAGAAAGUCAUGAAGAAUCUGGAGUCGUUCCCGUUCGCCAGCCCAAACAUGCUGCCGGCGUACACAAGCGUGCAUGCCUGCAAGAGAGGCCACCCCGAGCUUUUGGACGAAACCUUCAGCAACUGCGUGGAGACAGGCCUAUUUGCGCUCUUCUGCUGCCUUGCCCACGACCCAGUCCAGAAAAAGUACAACGUGGGCGCCAUGCUCAGUGAGGAAAAGGAGUGUGAGAAAACAGAGGCCCUGCGCAGUUUCUUCCAGUUGAAGGGCGUCAGCCCAAAACAAUGCGCCACUCAAGACAUAAUGCAGGAGUGGAACCGCGUCGUGUCUGACCUGCAGAGCGAGCACAUCGCGUACGGGACAGAAAGCAGAAACGAGGUGCGCUCCGGAAUCCUCAACGUGCUCUACGUUGUCGCAGAGGCAGCAGGCAGGCAGAAGGAGGAGCCGAGAAUACGCGAGCUUGAACUGGCGCUAGAAGACUCCGAGAUUGGCAAAGCCUCUGAGGACGUGAUUGAAAAAACACAGGAAUACGUGGAAAAGCUUUUCGAGUCUCUCUCUGUAGAUAAGAGCUUAAAAGUCGAAUUCUCCGGCUUGAAGGUCGACGCCCGGAGCGAUAAGCGGAAAGAUCUCUACGGAGAAAUCACCCUGAAUUACACAGACAAAUACAGAAUCAAAAAGCAGGGAAUACGCCUUGCCUUUCAGCCCAGGCAUCUAAUAGUCACCCUGUGCCCGUGCACCUUCCUUUCCUCUGCCAGUGGUGAAGAAGAGGCUUUCUUUGCGGUGAGCGACUGUCCAUACCCCAGGACCUUUGCUGAGUGCGUGUUUGCCGGCUACGCAAACGCAUGGAGGGCCAGGGGCGCGGACCCUCAUGGAGACAGGCUUUCUAAACAUAUUAAAGAGAUUGCAGGCCGCCUGGUGACAAGCGGGGCCUCUGCGCACCCAAACCAGCUUUUCUUGCUCGGGAGCGCCCUGAGAUACAAACAGAUACAAGACAUUGCCGAGCACUUCACCCUGCAUGCAGUAGCAAAAGGCAUCAAGCUCACCCAGGAGCACCCGGGCGUGCGCCUCCUCUCGAACCUGCUCGGCAGCCUUCCGCUGGACGACUAUGAAACACAAAUGGAUGUGCUGCAGUACCCAGUAUGCCUAGGCAUGCAGCGCGAGCUAUUUCCAAAAAUCAGCCUGGCAAAGGAAAGAUUUGGUCUAAUCUAUCGAAUCUCAUCCACUGUUAUCGAAAUAGGGGACUACAUCGGAGACAACUUCGCACCCGCAGCAAACGCCAUCAUGAAGUACUUUAGAGAAUACAAAGAGCAGGGGCGCGGGCCUCUUUUUGAGCGCUGCGAACUAAGAAUCUCUACCAUCAUCUCUGACUUCUUGUUUCCCCUUUUUCUCGCAGACAAGUCAACGCACCACACAGACGAAAUUGGCGCGCUUAUUAUAGAUGUGGAGGAGAAAGACCGGGAGGAUGCACUGAAUGCCAAGGCGCUCUUCGACCUCCUCCUAUUCCUCGCCAGCUUGAAAGACAGAGACACCCCGCCCGAGCUGGUGCUUGCUCUGGGCAGCAGGGUUGGGCCAAGAUCGAUCCAGGCAUACAAUGACGCCAAACACAGGCUUUAUAUCAACAGCCAAACAGCUUCUGCCAUGCUGGUGGGUCUGAACACCCACCGGAGCGCCCUGCUGCAGACGCUCAGCGGAGAAGAGGUGUUAAACGGCAUGAUGGACAUACUCCAUCGUUUCAUAAACCAGAAUGAAUAG
Molecule: messenger RNA, 2796 nt
Organism: Nematocida major
Lineage: Eukaryota; Fungi; Microsporidia
Exons: 1
Coding region: 1-2796 (931 amino acids)
Source: RefSeq, a predicted model, not a curated record